Molecule: messenger RNA, 1735 nt
Organism: Ctenopharyngodon idella (grass carp)
Lineage: Eukaryota; Metazoa; Chordata; Actinopteri; Cypriniformes; Xenocyprididae
Gene: 42sp43
Product: P43 5S RNA-binding protein
Exons: 6
Coding region: 843-1499 (218 amino acids)
Cellular component (GO): nucleus
Source: RefSeq, a predicted model, not a curated record
CGACCUCACAAGUGUGUAUUUGCGGAAUGUGGACGCAGUUUUACCCGUAAAUCGCACCUGAGUCGGCAUGCUUCAGUACACAGCGGCGUGAAAAACUUCAAGUAAUAUGGUUAUUAAAUACGAUUACUUUAAAAUAAGCUAAAUGGACAAAAUUAUCUUUUUGUUAGGCGUGUCCUGUCGUUAGACCUGUAUAGGCACAUGUUAGACACACUUUAGACGCCAUUUAGACACAUUUGGGUGAUCUUGGGUAAACCUUUUCUAAUUUUCUAAUUAAGUUAUGGCAUUAAUUAAAAGGCUAUAUGGUUUUUGUAGGCUACUUUAAAAAAAAAAAAAGUGUUUCCUUAAAGUACAUGACUAAAGUCGACCACAAAAUGCUAAAAUCAUGGCAUGAUGGAACUUAAAGAAAUUGUGGCCAGUUUAGAAACUAAUGAAGAUUCUUGAUGUACAGGCCUACUAUUUAUGGACUAACGAUUUUCUUUUUUUUUUUUUUUUUUUUUUUUUCUCUUUUGGAAAUGUUUAUCAUUGAGCAGGUGCACUGCUGAUGCAUGUGGCAAAAACUUCUAUGCUGCAGACAAACUUAAGAGGCACGUGCGUUACGCGCACAGUGAAAAACGCGAUUACUUCAAGGUUUGACUCCCAUUUUCUUUCCCCACCAUUAAUUUACUGGCUCUUGCCACAUUUAGUUUUUCGCGGAACAAGUUUUAAGCUUCUCAAGACGGAGUCUGUUUCCCCAGUGUAAAGAGCCUCAUUGCGCAAAGACGUUCAGGAAACGGCGAGCGUUAAAACUGCACCUGGCGACGCACGGUACUUCAAGUUUCAGAUGCUUGAAAAGCGGCUGUGGAAUGAGGUUUGAGUCUCAUAUUGCACGGAAAGCUCAUGAUAGAAGACACAUAGGUUAUCGCUGUCUUUAUGCUGAAUGCCCCAUCAGUGUGCACACUUGGAGGAAUUUACGGAAACACGUGGCGAGUCACCCAGCAUCGUUCUCCUGUAUGGUAUGUAAAAAGGCAUUUCGGAAACGUGAUGCCUUGAGGAGGCACAAGCGGACACAUGCGUUGCAGAAGCCAGUUUUGCUAUGUCCCAGUCAAGGUUGCCAGGCGUACUUUUCCACAACCUUCAACCUGCAGCACCAUAUUCGAAAGGUCCAUCUGCAGCUUCUCUCACACGGCUGUUCCUUCCCUGACUGCAGCAAGACUUUUGCCAUGCGCGAAAGCCUUGUCCGCCACAUGUUGCGUCAUGAACCUGAUGUGGCCAAACUCAAGCACCCACAUAAGCGGAGCAGCAAGAGUUGGCAGAAGCGGUUGGAAGGGCGAAAUCGACGUCCUCUGGUUGAAAACCUUCACUCGCUUUUUUCAUUGCGCAUGAACAUCACUCAGAGGGCCAAACUAGAAGCUGAUCUGACGGGCCUGUUUAAUGAGCGUAAAAUCCCACACCACGUUGAUCCUGAAGUAAACCUGCAAGAUCUGUUCAGUGUCCGGCCAACUCCAAAGGUGGUUGGUUGAUUUAUAAAAAAAAAAAUAUCAUUUUCUUUUUUUUUUUUUUUUUUUUUUUUUUUUCUUUGUGUAUAUAUAUAAACUUGCAAAUACUGUACUAACACAAACGCCCAGUUUAUUUGAAGAAUGUUUUGUUUAAUGUUAGUACUUGAAGUACAGCUUUUCUUUUAUUAGGCUACUGAGAACAGAAAUUAGUUUUUGUGAGUUUGAGUUCUAUACUAAAUAAAAGUGGUUCAGGUUUGUCA